Messenger RNA from Blepharisma stoltei, 645 nucleotides. Lineage: Eukaryota; Ciliophora; Heterotrichea; Heterotrichida; Blepharismidae. The record is from the annotation of a GenBank genome assembly.
AUGCAGUGUGAAAAUGCUGACGAAAAUCUCUCCACCAAUCAAGGAUUUCAACAAUGCAUACCCAAAAUCAAUCAUAAAAUCCAAAUUAUAAGCGCUGAAAUACAUUUAAUACAAAAUUUCCGUGGUUUACUGCAAAAUUCUAUAUCAUUCAUUUCUGAAAGGUCUGAUGAAUAUUACAAGGAAUAUAAUUUCAGCUAUCACUAUUGAUAUUUUAGAAAAUGCGAUCCCACGACUACCCUAGACGGAAUAAAAUUUUGCCAAAACGACAUAAAACUUAUAGAAUGCCUAAAUAAGUUUUGCAAUAGCCCAUAUAAUAAUGCAGAUCAUUUUUUGGCUUCUUAUAAUGUUACUGUGCUAUGUAUGCUGGAUAGGAGAUUCAAUUAUUUUGCUAUGCUAAUGACUGAUGAGCAACUGAUGAAAAUUUCUGAAGUUAUUGAAGAAUUGGGUAUUUGAAGCUCUGAAGCAAAUUAUGAUAUGAAGAUUAUUUAUCAAUGAAUUAAAGGGACAUACUUAAAGAUUUUAGCAUUCAGAGCAAAAUCUCAAUCUGAAAAUACUAUAGAAGAAAUAGACAAAAAAAUAGUUUUAAAACAAGAAGAAGAGGCACAUCUGCAAAGAGAGUUGCAGAAUGUUAUAAACUUCAAUUAA